AUGGCAGAGGGAUUCCCAGAGGUGUUUUUCCCGCUGCGUCUCGUCCUCUGCGACAGCGCGUCUUCUCCCGUGCUGUGUGCGCAGGAGCGGCUCUGUCCUCAGUCCAGAAUAUUUACACGACUAUCAAGAUCUCACUGGGUGCUGAAAAGGCUGAGCUGUUGGCUCAUUCUUCUCCAGCUACCAGCUGUUCCUCCUGCCCUGGCAUGUACGAGUGAUCUACAAAGAUGGCACAGGCCAAGAACACAGGGGAUCCACCCUGAACCUGCCAGCAAAGUCAUAGUGCGAAAGCCCAAAACUGUGGGGAAACGAUGUCUGCAGUCUACACUCUACAGAGCUUUCCCAGGACCACUUCCUGACCCCGACAUCAUCGCAUCGGGAGAGAAAUUAUGCCAGCUGGAGUCCCCGCCACUCAUAGCUCUUGUUUUAGAAGGUCUCUCAACUUUGGAGCUGGUUCCGUCCAAAUUUGGGCCUGUGCCUCGAGGCUCACCAAUGUCUUACCAGUGCCCACCUGAGAAGUCCUGCGACGUCAUCAUUAUACACCACACAGCUCCAGACUUCCCUGCUCUUCCUUUGAUGUUUCACAGUCUUACAAACAUGUGUUUUGUGCCUACUCUUGGUCAACUUAGAGGAAAUGAGAGCGCACGUCGUGUCCGGACGACUUCACUCGAAAUUGGGUUCCUGUGUAGACUAGCGACAAGAAGCCAUCCCUCAAUUUGCUGCUUUGUGGGUGGUUGUCAUCCCCUGCGAAGACUAAGGGUUUCCGCCAGACCUCCUCCACGACCUUUUCGAAGGGAUUGUUCCGGUGGAGCUCGCUCAUUGUCUCAAAGGGGAAAAAAAUAUGGAGUCAACUGGACUUAA
Knipowitschia caucasica is the source of this 858-nucleotide messenger RNA. The record is from the annotation of a GenBank genome assembly. NCBI's taxonomy places the organism in Eukaryota, Metazoa, Chordata, Actinopteri, Gobiiformes, Gobiidae.